Molecule: messenger RNA, 2019 nt
Organism: Psilocybe cubensis
Lineage: Eukaryota; Fungi; Basidiomycota; Agaricomycetes; Agaricales; Agrocybaceae
Exons: 7
Coding region: 1-2019 (672 amino acids)
Source: RefSeq, a predicted model, not a curated record
AUGGCCUCCGAUGUCGAGAUGCGGCCCUCGCCGUCCCCCGCCACAAGCCGCCGCUCCUCCUUCGCCGUCCCCACCGUCCCUGUCGUCCACGCUCAGCCCUCCAGCGUCUCCAUCCCGCUCCUCGUCCACUCUCCCUCCCCCGACUCUCCCGGCCCCUCCCAUGGCCCGCCCUCCUCCGCCUCCUCUUCCGCUCCUCCCCCAGCCACAACCCCCACCGCCGCCGCCGACUCCGCCGCCCCCACGCCCUCGUCACCACUCACCAAACCCCCGUCCUCCGCUGCCGCCCCCUCACCCUCCGCCUCCGCCUCCACAACAACACUGAAACCCGCGUCGUCCGCGAAACCACGCUCGACAAAGCCCCCGCGCCCGCGCUCCCCAUCGCCGUCCCCGCCCCCGCCCGUCAUCCCCCUCCGCACGAUCCGCCUCGAGAUCCGUCUCGGCGGCCCGAGUAACUACGAGGUCGAUAUCCGGCGCCAGGCGAAGGAAACGGGGCAGCGCCCGCCGACGCCGCCUGUGGUGGUGAAGCGCGCUGUGCCCGACUCGAGCGAUGAGGAUGACGAGGAGGAUGAGGGCGGGGCGAGUGCGAGUGCCGGACCGGGGAAGACGAAGAAGAAGAAAAAGAAAAAGAACCCGGCGUCGGAGUACUACGACACGACGGACCCGUUCAUCGACGACUCGGAGCUCGCUGUCGACGAGCGCCAGUUCUUCGCGCAGACGAAGCAACAGGGGUUCUACGUCUCCAGCGGCGAAGUCGCGCUGCUCAAAGACAAGACACCAAAGAAGCCCAAAUCGAAAAAGAUUUCGUUCGCAACGGGCCUGCCGCCUUCGCUGUCCGCGGCACUCCCCACCACGGCGCACAAGGGGAAGAGCAUCGAGGGCACCCGCGAGGCACCUAUCACCAUCGACGCCGAACCCGGCACAUCCGCAUCCACAUCCAUCUCCGCACCCGUAGGAUCCACUUCCACCAGCGUCAACGGCGCCAAAUCCGCUGCUACUGCUUCGACAUCAAUAUCCACAAGCGGCGCACCGGACGUGCCGCCACACACACUCCUCCCACCUCCCCUCGCAGGCGGGGGCCAGAAGCGUAAGCGGCAGAAUAGCUUUAUCACAGAGACAGGCAAGCGUAAACGCGUUGUGGACGAGACGCUCUUCCACCCGUCUCUGCAAGCCGCGCUCAAGGAGAUGCGCGAGCUGAUUAAGAAGGAGAACUGGGAGAAUAAGGGCAAGUUCCCGCCGGCGCUCAAGGCGCCGCUCGCGCGCAUGGCGGUGUUGGCGAUUAAGCUGGAUGAGUAUGAUGAUGAUUUUUUUUCGUUGAUGCCGAAUUUGUUUCCGUAUAAUAAGUUUACGAUGACGAAACUCAUUAAACGCACUGUAUUCUCCGACCACCUCGCACUGCUCACCGAGCGACAAGACACACUCCUCGCGCAGCUCAAGCAGCUCGCAGACGACGGGUUCGAGCGCGCCAAGGAGGAGUGGGAGCGCAACGUCGUCGCAUGGGAUAAAAGACAGGAGAAGAUCAAGGCUGCUGGCGGCGGCGGCGCUGCAGGUGGACAUGAAGGGACGGGAACGGGGAGUGAGGCGCCGACGAGGCAUGGGACGGAGGAGAUGGAUGUUGAUGGGCCUUCUGGGACACAGGAGGAUAAGGAUAAAGAUAAAGAUAAAGAUAAAGAGAAGGAUAAGGAUAAGGAUAAAGAGAAAGGGGAAGGGAAGGAGGGGAAGGAGAGAGAGCAUGGGAAUAAUCCGCCUGCGAGACGGUAUAGGAUGACGGAGCAGAUGAAGAAUAUUGUCUGGGAGCUUGUGUUGUUGAGCAAUGAGUGUUGUCGGUUGGAGAAUGAGAAGAACUCGUUGGAAGGAUCCGUGGUGCAGAUCAGCGAUCAGGGGUUGAGGAAGGUGUUGUACCAAAAGAUUGUGAGUGCAUACCCCGAUGGAUGGAUGUCGUCUGGUCAAAUUUCAAGAGAUGUGAGCGCGAUGAAGAAGAAGUUGGAGAGGGAGGCUAUGGAGCAGGAGAAUGAUGAUUGA